CUAAAAAUCGGCCUCCGCCCCUCAUCUUCAUCUUCUUCAUCAUCACCACCAUAAUCUCAUUCUGAACUGAGAAUCAAUCAAUCAAUCAGGAGAGAAAAAUAAUAAGAGAGAAAGGGAUUCGGUAACAAUGUCGCUAACUAUCCCCACAAACCUCUCCAAAUCAAUUUCAACACCUAAAUUGAGCACUCAAUUCGCCGCUAAACCAAGGUCUGCCACCGCCGCCACCAUUGUAUGUCAGGCUAAUUCCUCAGAGCAGCAGUCCACUUCUUCAGCUAAUUCUCAGCUCAAGGCGUUCUCGGCGGCGCUUGCCCUCUCUUCCAUCAUUCUCUCCGCCCCCGUCCUCCCUGCCUCCGCCGAUAUCUCCGGCCUCACUCCCUGCAAAGAGUCCAAACAGUUCGCCAAGCGCGAGAAGCAGGAGAUCAAAAAGCUCGAGUCUUCCCUCAAGCUUUACGCACCUGACAGCGCUCCCGCUCUCGCCAUCAACGCCACCAUUGCCAAGACCAAGCGCAGGUUCGAGAACUACGGUAACCAAGGGCUGUUGUGCGGUUCCGACGGAUUGCCGCACUUGAUAGUGAGCGGUGACCAAAGACACUGGGGUGAGUUUAUCACACCCGGCAUCUUGUUCCUGUACAUAGCUGGAUGGAUUGGGUGGGUAGGCAGGAGCUACCUCAUUGCUAUCAGAGACGAGAAGAAACCGACGAUGAAGGAGAUCAUUAUCGAUGUUCCGUUGGCCAAUAAGCUCGCCUGGAGAGGCUUCAUCUGGCCCAUUGCCGCUUACAGAGAGUACUUGAACGGUGAACUCAUCGAUCCCAAUUACUAAAUUGUGUCUUAAGAGAAAUUUAAAGACACGGAACCGUUGUUGCCGAGAGAGGAGUGAGAAACAAAUCAUUGUAUCUACUGUCUGUAAACUUUUAUCUUUGUACUUACUGUUUUGUUUGAACCAGAAAAUGCAAAUGAAAUCCUCCUUGUUGUUUAUUCACUGUUUU
Molecule: messenger RNA, 986 nt
Organism: Erythranthe guttata (spotted monkey flower)
Lineage: Eukaryota; Viridiplantae; Streptophyta; Magnoliopsida; Lamiales; Phrymaceae
Gene: PSAF
Product: photosystem I subunit F
Biological process (GO): photosynthesis
Cellular component (GO): photosystem I; photosystem I reaction center; chloroplast thylakoid membrane
Source: RefSeq, a predicted model, not a curated record